Molecule: messenger RNA, 1511 nt
Organism: Diceros bicornis minor
Lineage: Eukaryota; Metazoa; Chordata; Mammalia; Perissodactyla; Rhinocerotidae
Gene: CRYL1
Product: crystallin lambda 1
Exons: 8
Coding region: 69-1028 (319 amino acids)
Biological process (GO): fatty acid metabolic process
Molecular function (GO): L-gulonate 3-dehydrogenase activity; NAD+ binding
Source: RefSeq, a predicted model, not a curated record
GAGAGCCAGGCUGCCGCCCCGCUCCUCGCCCUGGCAGUGCCACUCCGGGGCAGCCAGGCGCCGGGGCGAUGGCGUCCUCAGCGGCCGGCGUGGUGGUGAUCGUUGGCAGUGGACUCAUUGGGCGAAGCUGGGGUAUGUUGUUUGCCAGUGGAGGCUUCAAAGUGAAACUCUAUGAUAUUGAGCAGCAACAGAUAACCAAUGCCCUGGAAAACAUCAGAGAAGAGAUGAAGUUGCUGGAGCAGUCAGGUUCUCUGAAAGGCUCUUUGAGUGCUGAAGAGCAGCUGUCACUCAUCAGUGGUUGUUCCAGUAUUCAAGAAGCAGUAGAGGGCGCCAUGCACAUUCAGGAAUGCGUUCCAGAAAACCUGGAACUGAAGAAGAAGAUCUUCGCUCAGUUGGACCGAGCCGUCGAUGACACGGUUGUCCUGAGCAGCUCCACCUCGUGCCUCCUGCCGUCCCAGUUGUUUUCGGGUCUGGUGCAUGUGAAGCAGUGCAUCGUGGCUCAUCCUGUCAACCCGCCAUACUGUGUCCCACUGGUUGAGCUGGUCCCACACCCCGAGACGUCGCCUGCAACAGUGGACAGGACCCACACCCUGAUGCGGACGAUUGGACAGUCCCCGGUCAGAGUCCUGAAGGAGGUUGAUGGCUUUGCUCUGAAUCGCCUCCAGUACGCGGUGAUCAGCGAGGCCUGGAGGCUCGUGGAGGAAGGAAUAGUGUCUCCAACUGACCUUGACCUUGUCAUGUCAGAUGGCCUGGGCAUGCGGUAUGCGUUCAUCGGACCCCUGGAAACGAUGCAUCUCAAUGCAGAAGGUAUGUUAAGCUACUGUGACAGAUACAGAGAAGGCAUGAAACGUGUCCUAAAGACUUUUGGACCCGUUCCAGAGUUUUCUGGGGCCACAGUUGAAAAAGUUAACCAGGCCAUGUGUGUGAAAGUUCCAGAUGAUCCACAGCACUUAGCUGCCAGAAGGAAGUGGAGAGAUGAAUGCCUUAUGAGUCUUGCCAGAUUGAAAAGUCAGAUGCAGUCCCAGUAGAGCUUCUUGUAAUGCUACUGUCAGUCCUCUCACUGGGAGGCCUAUUUGGUGGAAUUAGAAGCAGUUAAUCAGAUUGCUCUGAAACAAUGGGAAGCCAUAGUGGUGCUUAGCAUGCAGAUUCUGAGCUUGACCUCCUGGCUUAGCAGGCACUCGGUGGUGGAGGCUUAGUGGCUUACCGUCCCUUCUGAUCAGACCCUCACUUGGGUGUCCAGCAGCACUUGGUUCUGAGGGCUGUUGAUUUCCUGCCCCCUAGGUGAGCAAGAGAGCAAAUCAUUUGAAGAUUUUCACCUUUUAUUUUUAGUAUGAUUACAUAUAGCUAUAUUUAUAGGCAAUGAUUGUAGUUUCGUUAUUUUAGUCUGAAGCAAAAUAUUUUUAUAAUUAUUUUGUAAUCCCUUUCUGAAUACUCUAUGGCGCUGCAUUUAUCAGGCAACUACUUUCGUUUUGUUAAUGCUUAUUCUGAAUAAAAGUUUUUGAUUCCAUAAA